AAAUACAGGUCUUCUUGUCCUUCGCUUGAUUGACUUGUAAAUAAACUUAAAUACCCUGCAAGAAAAUGGUGACCCUUGACCCCACAUCCCCCCAGCAACUCUUUAAGGAUCUUGUUCGGAGAGCUGUUAGUGACACGUUGGGAUCCUCUCGUCCAAUCCGCCUGGGAGAAGAUGCCGAGGAUAUCGCCAGGUUUCGCCAGAGAUUGCAGACCAGACUGUUCGAUUCCCUCUUUGGAAGUCUCCCUGGACCCCUGCAACACAGCUGUUCAGCCAGAAGCAAUGCAGCUGGGAUUUACUCCCCCAAGGAGCAACUUGUCAUCAUCAUUUUCAAGCUUCGUGUGGAGAGGAGAUUCGACGAAGCACAGCAAAUGGAGUUGAUUUUGGAUCGCCUCUCAAAGUUGAGCGCAGAAGAAGACAGUGUAUUCCUGGAGGGAGUUAUUAAAUUUCUUCUGGCACUAUCAGGAACCAAGCAGUCCUCUCACAAGGCUGUAAUUGGUCACCAGAAACCAAAUCUUCCUACUGUUGGUUUGACUUCCAAAGAGGAUAUUGCUGCUCUACCAGGAGGAGAUUGGUUUCAUGGUGAUGGCAAACACAUUCAUAGAUGUGAUGAGCAUCGACCAUUUGUUAGUUAUUCAAGGGAACUGUUUGAAGGUCCAAGUAUCGAUCAGUUUGCUAAUGACAGUGGAAUGUCAGAGAUGUCCAACAAUGAUAGUCUACUUGAUAACAAGAUAUUUGAGGCCGAGCCAGGCCAGGACCUGCGUGGCAACAGACUUUUUGCAGUCAAGAGCCUCAUGGGUAAUGCAUAUGAACGGAAAGUGAGGGGGAGUCUCUUUGGUGGCCUUGUUCAUAGCCGUGUGAAGCGCAUUGAUGCCAAGCUCUCUCUUCCUGAACUCCCCAACACAACCAAUCCAGCAUUCCUUGGAAUUAAAGUACCCGCCUUUGCAGAGUCUGCCUUAUCAGACGAUGAAGGGUACCAUGAAUCCAUGUCAGGGUCUGUAACCUCAGCCAUGUCAACACCAGAGAAAGAGAACAUCUGGGAUGCCGCACUUCGCUACAAGCCCAGCAGGCAUAGAACUUGGGAGAACAUUGGAAAUCAUCCUAGGCCGACCGAGAGGCGCUACCUGACAGAGGCCGGUCCUGGAGCCCUGGACCUGGUCUAUCAGCUGAGAUGCAAGGAGGCAGCCAUCCUCCGGCCCACCACCAAACCUCCACCCAUCGUCUUGAAAGACCAGCAUCGUCUGGUCCAACAUACCUGGAAUGUGUUGAUAGGGUUGCCUUCUGAUGUGUUCCUGUAUGAUGAGGAGAUGAUGACCUUCAGGGUGAACUCCCAGAUCUGCCUGACAGGUACCACGCCGGAGAGCAUCCAGCAGCUCCUCUCGGAACUGGCGCAGGCCGGGACGGACUACACCCGCCUGUGGCACACCUCCCAACAACCGAUCACCAACUCCACCUACACCGGGGGUCUGGUUCUCCAGGCCUUCCUCGGGGCGGUCAGGAGGUACCUGCAGUACUACAAUGCCCAGGUGCUGCUGACCCAGUCGCGGUUGGAGCAGGAUGCUGGUGGGGAUGGGGUCAAGAGGAAGGUGACGGUGCUUGUCAUCAGGGCAAUGUUCAGUGGACUCUUGGCUCAGCUGCGAUAUCUUGCUAGGUUGUGCGGUUGUGACGUGAGGAAGGGUACCAAACCAGGGGGGCCCAGUGACCCCCUUCCCAUCGGUAUCCAGCUCUUAUCAACCCUCUAUCAGGAAGCCUUGGACUGUACGGGCACAGAGAACUACCGCCUUAUGCUGUCUCUCCUACGGAGUGCGUGUGCUCCAUAUCUCAUGUUUAUUCAAGACUGGGUAUUUCAUGGAAUAUGCCGAGACGCCUACGGAGAGUUCAUGAUCCAAGCAAACCACACCUUCCUCUUCUACAGAGAUAAGCAUUACUGGACCCAUGGAUAUGGCUUGCUUACUGGAGAGAAUAAGAGUGCUGUACCGUUGUUCCUUCAAGAGUUAUCGAGUGAGAUGUAUGUCUGUGGCAAAACAAUCAACCUACUUAAACUUUGUGCACCUGAGCACUUCAUCUGCAACCCCACCGUGGACCCGCCUUGUGUAGGUCUGACCUUCUCGACAGAGGAACUAGACCAGGUGACAAGUAGGACCAAGACCUAUGUCAAGCACAUGGAGGUUUUGGCCGGUCAGCUUACUGUAUCAAGGAGAGAAAAGGAGAGGAGAGAAGAAAAAGCCAGGAUUGAGCUACUCGCAGUAGCCAGACGUACAGCGGCAGAAGAACAACAAAAGCACAAUGAAAUAAUGAAAGAGAGACGUCAAGCUAUUGGUGCCAAGAAGAGAAAGGAACUGAAUGAUUUGAAAGAACAAAUGCAGAAAGACUUGUUGAGGCGCGGCCAGGAGCUUGAAGAUGAGAAAGAAGAAGAUAGGGAAAGGAUGGAAGAAGUAGCAAGAAGACAACUGGCCAUAGAAGAAGCUGAAAGUGAACUAGAAAAACAAGCAAGGGAAGAAGUAAUCCAGUUCUAUUCAGAGCUGGCCAAGGAGGCCACCAUGAGGGAGCAGAGGGCUCUCUGGAGGAUACGAAGGAGACAACUAGAUCAGCAAAGAAUAGAGUUCUUACAGAAUGACAAAGAGGCUGUGAAAAAGGCACUCAACGCUCCACCAGCUCCUCCAUCUUUGGCAGUGGCCGGGACAGAUAUUGCUGAAUCUUCUGAUGCUAGAGAGUCUGCUGUGAGAUUUGUGGAUGCUGUUCCAAGGGCAGCAGCAACAGCAGUUGACGUCGAGAUCAAGCCAACAGUGAUAUCCUCAGCUGAAAAAAGAACUGCAGAAGGAACAGCUCCCUCUGAAGGAGAUGCCACCAAGAUGGAUAGUGCAACUGAAGCAGAUGCUCCUAGUAAAGUCCCUGAUGAUGGAACUGCAGGAGCUACAGAAGUGCAAGAAGUGUUGAUUGACUUUACAGAUGAGUCGGAGCAACGUGAUACUGAGGUUCAAGAAGUUUCAAUGGAUUUUGGAAAGGAAUCCGAACAACAAGCUUGUGACAUUGAUAAGGAUCACGGUGAUGAACUAGAGGUGGGCGAAGAAGAGAAUGAGGACAUUGAGCCAGUUCUUGCAUUAAUAAGGGGAGGUCAGGGUGGAAUGGAUAAUGGUGGAUCUGCAAGGGUGGCAUCCAAGGAGACCGGAAAGCAAAAGGCAAGUCGAGGAAUCUCCAUCAGUGAAUUUUUACCUAAAGAUCAACUUGAUGGAGAUGAUGCCAUACAGGAUUUAGAUGAAGAACAAGCAAAGGAUACCACAAUGGAUGAUGUUCUAUUGGAGAUUGGUUCUUCUUUGCCCAGUCAAGGGGCUGCUGUACAGGAAGAAACAGCUUCAGGUAAUGUAGGAGCUAGUAGUAUUCUUGAUGAUAUCAUUGGCAAGAACACGAGGCAAAGUGCAAGUGAUGAUGCAGAUGAAAGAAUUGUAGGAUUACCACAUAGGACACACGAACACGGUCAUCCUUCUGCAACCUCAUUAGAUGAGGACAUUUCUGCGCUAGGACAGCAAUGGAGACAUGAUCAUGGGCAUGCCUCUGACUCCAAUUUAAGAGUCGGACAGGACAGUGUAGGUGGUCCUACAGAGGAAGAUGCCUCCAUACCAGGUCUUCCACAGAGACCACAUCAGCAUGGCCAUGCAACUGAUUCUACAAUCCAAAAUCUAGGGGUAAUUCAGGAGAGUGCAACCGAAGAGUCUGGUAGAUUAGUUGGGGUACCACACCGGUCCCAUGUUCACGGGCAUGUGUCUGAAUCCAUGAAAGAUCAUGAAAGUGGAGCUGAUCUUAAGUAUGGUACAACUGAGAAGCUUCCGCAGAGGUCACAUUUGCAUGGCCAUCCAUCUGAGUCUUCCAUACAAGGUGCAGGAUGUGCAGAAGGGGAGCAUCCAUCAGGAAGUGCUCCUGUCAAGAGCGUCCAUGGACACAUCUCAGACUCCACCCUAGGCCAAGGCAGUGACAAAGAACAGCUUGGUGAGGACAAGAAUAAGAUUGUAGGACUUCCUCAGAGGUCACACCUCCAUGGUCAUGCUUCGGAUUCAGCUAUGCAGGGUAUCAUUUCAGGUGCAGAAUCAGAAACAGUGGUGCCAUCUUCUAGAAGUAGUCAAGGAACUGUUGAGGGUGAGCGUACAUCUGAUUUAGGGUAUGACACUCAGCAAUCUCAAGUAUUUCCUUCUUUGUCCUCGUCCUCAGUCAUCACUGGACUACCAGGAGUACCUCACAGACGUCCCUUAGCCCCUCAGAGAACAGAACCAGAGACUGAAGAAUCAACACUGCCCCUUCCAAAUAUCCCACAUCGGUCUCAUGUACACGGUCAUGCAUCGGACUCGUCACUUGGAAACCUGAUGUACCCCUCUGCGGUUGGGCCAAGUGGUGUAGGAGAAGGACGCCUAAGUCUCCUGAAGGAUGGGAGAGUGGUAUUCAGUGUCCUGAAGCAUGGCCACCCAUCAGAUUCAACAGCCCAGAAGCUUAUGUAUCCUCAACAAGAAACCCGUCCUGAAAUCGAGGAAGAGAUUGUUGAAGGCAUUGAAUUGCCUGUCACCGUUUGGGCAGAUGAAGGCAGAGAAGUGACCGAGUUCGAUUUCAAUAUGUUUGAGGGUCUUCCUAACACAGACUUGCUGAGUCGCACUGGCUUUGAACCUCUUCAGUCAGAGAUCGGUGACUACGGUGUCCUUGCAUCACAGAGCGAAGAUAUAGAAGCUACAGAUCUUCUUCCUCUACCAAUCAUCAUUAAACGAUCCAUCACUGCACCUCUUAGAGCUCAAGUUUGGCUCGUGAACCAGAGUAUUUUGGAUUACUUCCUGGUAGACCUUCGCGUUGACAAGCACUUCACCGCUCUACGAAGAUUCCUGUUUCUCCAGGAUGGGGAAUUUGGACAAGCUCUUUGUAAUCAGAUCUUUGACAAACUCGCACAGUGUGUUCAUCUCCAGGAGCUACUUUCACCUCUCACACUCAACCAAAUUUUAUCAAGGGCUAUCCAACUCUCUGCCAGCUCAGACUCAGAGCAAGCCGAUAACCUCAGCUUCGCUCUUAAAUGGCAUCCAUCUGUUUUCAAGCCGAACGCUAUUGAUACUUUGGACUGUCUUGAAUUGAGAUAUCAUGUCGAGUGGCCCAACAACAUAGUGAUCACAGACACCUGCCUCUCCAAAUACAACAAAGUUUUCUCGUUCCUGCUCCAGCUCAAGAGAACAGGAUGGGUGCUCCGGGAUAUCCAUCAUCAACUUAAGAUCAGUGCAAUGCUUCAUCAAGCGAGUGGAUCACCACAGUAUCACCAGCUCCAGCUUUUCAGGCAUGAGAUGCAGCAUUUUGUGAAUGUAAUGCAAGGCUAUGUGGUCAACCAAGUCAUUCAUGUCAGCUGGGAGGAGUUCCAGAAGGAUCUCAAAGAAAAUGUACACAACCUGGAUGAUAUCAGAGAAAAGCAUGGGCUCUAUCUCAACAAAGCUAUUCUCAGAUGUCUUCUCAACAAGAAAGCCGCUCCAGUGAUGAAGAUUAUCUGUGAUAUCCUCAGCCUGGUCCUGAAGGUCCGGACCCAGCUGACGUCGGCUCCCUGGGCCUGGGAUGCUUCGUCCAGUCAGGUCAUCCACCCUUGCUUUAGGAACAUCAAGAAAUCUUACAUGGCCUUCAAGGAGUACUCUGGAUUCCUCUACAAAGUUGUUGCCAAGCUUGUAACCCGUGGUUACCAACCCCAUCUAGAAGAAUUCAUGCUGAGACUCAACUUCAACGACUAUUACCAGGAACACAAGUCAUGAUGGAUCCUUUCCGAUUGAAUUAGUCUUCUAUACCACCAAAAGUAUUUAUUUCAUGCAUUUCUACAAUACUUGAUUGAUGGUCCUUGCUUGUCAUCUGUUUCCCCCCCCCCCCCUUAUGGUAUAUAGGAAUCAAAGUAGACCUACAAUUUUGAUUUAUUUUAUUAUUUAGAGCUGAAUUUGUUUUUAGAGCCCAAGACCACUAAAAUUAUCCAACUUCUUAAGAAUAAAAGAAAAUAAUAUCUGAAAAUUGCCAUUAAUGAAAGUAAGAAAAGAAAUUUUGAAGAAAUAACCAGCUUUUGAAUUAAAAAAAUGUCAAUAUCAAGUAAUAUUACUUUGAAUAUGCGGUUCAACUGCAGGUAAUUUGAUGUUUCUGAUCUUUGUUUACAUCUUUUGAUCUAUACAUGAAUGUUUGUUGACUGGAUGCUCGUCUCUUCCUUUAAUGUCCAAUUUUUCAGAAUUUCCAUACAGUUUUUAAUACUCUAAUUACCAAAAUGCAUAUAGAUGAAGUAUUUGUUGUUAAAGAUUACUGUUACAUUUGUUAGACGUCUAUACUGCUUUCCUACUGUGAUUUUUUUUAUUGACUGGGGAUAUUUUUUGUAUGCUCUACAUGAUACUAAAGGCCUUGGAGUCACAUAGCCCCCAAUUUCAAGAUAUAGAUGUUUUAAAAUUAAGUAUCUAUAUAUUUAUUCAUAAAAUUAAUUAUACACUUUCCUAAUUUACUAUAAAAAACUCAUUCCACAGAGUUGCUCCCUUUUUUUCAGGGGACAGCAGUAUACUUAACCCCCCCCCAAAAAAAAAAAAAACCGCUAAACUUUGGUAGUUGCAUUCAGCAAUAAUUUUGAGAGAAAGCUUUAAAGUGAAAUAGUUAAAUCUAGGCUGAACUAUAGUCAACUUAGGAUCAUCAUCAGAGAUAAGUGCACAAUGACAGAUGUAUUACAUUUUUUUAAGACGUAUAAAGGGGCAGAAUGCCAUGUCUAUAUUGGUACAUGUAAUUACUGACCAAUUACUCAUGGUUUGCAAUAGAGACAUUUAAUGCAUAUUUUUUUGUUUAUUGUGUCAUUUGGUUCCAAAACACUCUAACUUACCAUAACUGAUGGCUUCCUGAUUAAGAACAAAUAUUUUUUUCAAAUGAUUAUGCAAUGAAUCAGCUGUGUUGCUGUGUGCAUUGAUUAUAUUUUGUUACACAUAUUAGAAACCCCUGAUGAGAAAUUGUCUCAAAAACAACACCCACUCAAAAUACAGUGAUCAUUUUGUAGGAUUCUAGUUCAAAAUCUUUUUUGAUAGUUACCAGAAUUAUAAUUUAU
Molecule: messenger RNA, 7060 nt
Organism: Lytechinus pictus (painted urchin)
Lineage: Eukaryota; Metazoa; Echinodermata; Echinoidea; Temnopleuroida; Toxopneustidae
Product: gamma-tubulin complex component 6-like
Exons: 28
Coding region: 66-5756 (1896 amino acids)
Biological process (GO): microtubule nucleation; mitotic cell cycle; spindle assembly
Cellular component (GO): equatorial microtubule organizing center; gamma-tubulin complex; spindle pole
Molecular function (GO): microtubule minus-end binding; gamma-tubulin binding
Source: RefSeq, a predicted model, not a curated record